Molecule: messenger RNA, 972 nt
Organism: Humulus lupulus (European hop)
Lineage: Eukaryota; Viridiplantae; Streptophyta; Magnoliopsida; Rosales; Cannabaceae
Product: glutaredoxin-C6
Exons: 1
Coding region: 80-556 (158 amino acids)
Source: RefSeq, a predicted model, not a curated record
AAAAACACCCCACACACCCCGCGUUGACAUCAAAUCAAACACAGCCACUCUCUCUCUCUCUCUCUCUUCUGAUUCUGAGAUGCAAGGCCUACGGCGGUGCUCAAACGACGUCGUCCACCUCGACCUGGGUCCAACCACAACCGCCACGACAACCACGACGACAAGCGGAGCCGUCGUUGUGUCGUCGUCGUCCUCUUCCUCGCUAUCGAUCGACGAUGAGGAGUCGGUGGAGACCCGAAUCCAACGCCUGAUAUCGGAGCACCCGGUGAUCAUCUUCAGCCGGAGCUCCUGCUGCAUGUGCCACGUCAUGAAGAAGCUCCUCGCCACCAUCGGAGUCCACCCGACCGUCAUCGAAUUGGACGACCACGAGAUCCCCUUCCUGCCUUCGUCUCCCUCCGCCUCCGCCGGAGAAGAUAGCUCGGACAACCACCACGCCUUCGCCGCGGCUCCGGCUGUCUUCAUCGGCGGCGUCUGCAUCGGCGGCUUGGAAUCUCUCGUCGCCCUCCACCUCAGCGGCCACCUCAUCCCUAGGCUCGUCGAAGUUGGCGCUCUCUGAUUCGUAAUUACUAAGAACUUUUUUUUUUAUUAUUAUUAUUUUUAUUUUGCUCAAUCUUAUAUAUGAAAUAUAGUUGUAAUUUUCUCUUAUAAUUUGGGUUAUUUUGUUUAAAAAAAAUUAAUUAGGACAGGAAAAAAAAUGAAGAAGAAGAAGAAGAUAUAAUAACCCCUUUGCUAUGGUUUAUUUUUAUUUUUUUUUUGUAUAAAUCCAAUUGUUUUUCCUCCUGAAUAUUGGUCAAAUACCAGUAAGAAAGAUUAAGACGGGAAAGUCAAACAAUCGUGUGGUUAGGAUUGAUUCGUCGACCCCUUCGGCGUGAUCUAGUCCUAAUAUUGUUCAGUUUAGUUACUUAUAAGUUAUAACAUAGAAUGAUAUAUUUUGGGCAAUCUGGACCGUCAAAUGUGUUGACUUUCCUUUGA